ACACACACUACACUAAUGCAUCCGCCGGCCCACAUAGCUCCCGCUUCCCCAUGGGGAGAGCCAUUCUCCCAAACUCCACCGCUCCACGAGGCUCACCAACCGAAGCUGGACCGGUCUCCGGAUAGCGCGUAGUGUUAGUGAGCUCUGGGAAUCGGCAUCACGGACACGAGGGGAGCUAGUGGUCGCGCCGUCAGAUGCGAAGACCAACAGAGCCGUCGACGCGCUUGAUCAGUCAGACUCGGUUUCCUGCCGCAUUUGGUUUCGACUCUCUAGUCAGUCAGGCCUAUAUGAACGCGCCCUCUCCUCCUUCUCCUGCUUCUCAAUUCAUUUUUCAGAGUCCGAAGCCGUGCGUUCGUCCCUAUCUCGUUUGUGGCAGUACCGGCCAUAGCAAUCAAGAUGGGCUUCUUUGAUGGCCUGAGGGGCAACUGGCUGAUCGCCUGCAUCACCGUUGUCAACGCGACCUCCAUGGCAUGGUUUGGAUAUGAUCAGGGCGUCUUCUCGGGCGUGUUGAUCUCAUCCGACUUCAAGCACUGGUUUCCCGAGACCAACAAAGCCAACAUCCCUGGCAUCACCUCCAGCUGCUUCUCGCUUGGCGCUUUUUGCGGAGCCAUCUUCGCCUUCACCCUCGGCGACAAGCUCGGCCGCAAAAAGACGAUCGCCCUCGGCCUCCUCUGCAAUGUCGUCGGCGCUAUCCUCCAGAUCGUGGCGUGGCACCUGCCGCAGAUGAUAAUUGGCCGCGUGAUCAACGGGUUUGGCAUGGGCCUCACCUCCUCCACGUGUCCCGUCUACCAAGCCGAGUGCUCCCGCCCGGCAGUUCGCGGCAAGUUGGUCGUGGUGCAGAGCGUGUGCAACACGGCGGCCUUCUGUCUCUCCAACUGGAUGAACUACGGUCUCUACUUCUCGGGCGGCGCUCUGCAGUGGCGCUUCCCGCUUGGCUUCCAGCUCAUCUUCCCCGCGGUCGUGUCCGUCGCCCUCCUGUUCGUCCCCGAGUCGCCCCGUUGGCUGCUCCUGCGGAACCGGCACGGUGAGGCCCUCGCGGUGAUCGCCCGGCUUGAAGGGAAGGACGCGACCAUUCACGACGACAAGGUGACGGCCGAGUACCUCUCGAUCCGCACAGCGCUGCAGCACGAGCGCAAGGACCGGCCGCCGUUCAGCGACGUCAUCCGGUUCAGAGACAGGCAGCAGAACCUGCGCCGGCUGCUCCUGUCGUGCGGCACACAGUUCAUGCAGCAGUUCUCGGGCGUCAACGCGCUGGGGUACUAUCUGCCAACCCUGCUGCAGCAAAGCGUCGGCUUCGACGAGCAGAUGUCGCGGUUGAUGACGGGAGUGAAUGGCACCAUCUACCUUGGCGCCGCCCUGUGCUGCAUCCUGAUUAUUGACCGGUUCGGGCGGAGAAAGAUGAUGCUCUACGGUGCCAGCACCAUGGGUGCCUGCUAUCUCGUCGCGGCCAUGUGCCUUCGAGCUGGGCAGGCCGGGCAAGCGGACAAAAAACAGGUAAGGACUCGAGAGUCUAAGCUCUGGUUCCCAGCUGCCUGUUGACUGGCAUAUAUAGAUGGGCAACGCUACGACGGCCAUGUUUUUCCUCUACUACUUCUUCUACGGCACCAGCUUUGCCAAGGUGCCCUGGGUGUACAACUCGGAGGUGAACUCGCUCAGGUGGCGCACUCGGGGCGCGGCGGCGGCGACGGCGACCAACUGGAUGGGUGGCUUCAUCGUGACGCAGUUCACCAAGGUGGGCGUCGACAACCUCAAGUGGGGAUUCUACCUCAUCUUUGCCGUCAUCUGCUGGGCCUACUUCCCCGUCGUGUACUUUCUGUACCCGGAGACCUC
Molecule: messenger RNA, 1830 nt
Organism: Thermothelomyces thermophilus ATCC 42464
Lineage: Eukaryota; Fungi; Ascomycota; Sordariomycetes; Sordariales; Chaetomiaceae
Exons: 4
Coding region: 397-1539 (380 amino acids)
Biological process (GO): carbohydrate transport; transmembrane transport
Cellular component (GO): membrane
Molecular function (GO): carbohydrate:proton symporter activity
Source: RefSeq, a predicted model, not a curated record